Sphenostylis stenocarpa is the source of this 873-nucleotide messenger RNA. The record is from the annotation of a GenBank genome assembly. Lineage: Eukaryota; Viridiplantae; Streptophyta; Magnoliopsida; Fabales; Fabaceae.
AUGGACAUAAUAAAGCGUACUUCUGCUAGAGAAGAUUGGUGGGCUGGUGCUGCCCCUUCAGGCCCUUUCAUUUAUACACCAUUCAGUAAAGGAGAGCCUAAUAAUAUCAAGAAGCAAGAGCUUAUUUGGAUUGUUGGAGAGCCUGUUGAGGUCUUGGUGGAAUUAGCAAACCCAUGUGGCUUUGAUUUAAGAGUUGAUAGCAUCUAUCUAUCUGUGCAUUCUGGAAAUUUUGAUGCUUUUCCUGUGAGUGUAAGCCUUCUACCAAAUUCUUCAAAAGUGAUCACCUUAUCUGGCAUUCCAACAUCAGUGGGACCAGUUUCAAUUCCUGGGUGCAUUGUUCAUUGUUUUGGUGUUAUUACUGAACAUCUGUUUAAAGAGGUUGACAAUCUGCUUCUUGGGGCCUCACAAGGGUUGGUCCUUUCUGACCCUUUUCGAUGCUGUGGAUCUCCUAAGUUGAAAAAUGUAUAUGUACCUAAUAUUUCUGUAGUACCUCCACUUCCGUUAUUGGUAUCACAUGUUGUUGGAGGUGAUGGAGCCAUCGUUUUAUAUGAAGGUGAAAUUCGUGAUGUGUGGAUACGCCUGGCUAAUGCUGGUACUGUUCCAAUUGAGCAGGCCCAUAUUUCACUGUCAGGGAAAAAUCAAGAUUCUGUAAUUUCACUUUCUUCUGAGACUUUGAAAUCUUUCCUCCCCCUAAGGCCUGGAGCAGAAGUUACAUUUCCUGUGACCUUGAGAGCCUGGCAGGUUGGCUCGGUGGAUGCUGAUGCUGGUGCUGGGAAGACUGUCUCAGGGAACAAUAUUAGGCAUUCCAAAGAUGGAAGCAGCCCAUCACUGUUGAUCCACUAUGCUGGUAUUGUCUUCAGUUUCAAUCAGUAG